Molecule: messenger RNA, 1061 nt
Organism: Cyprinodon tularosa
Lineage: Eukaryota; Metazoa; Chordata; Actinopteri; Cyprinodontiformes; Cyprinodontidae
Gene: macrod2
Product: mono-ADP ribosylhydrolase 2
Exons: 11
Coding region: 183-1052 (289 amino acids)
Biological process (GO): peptidyl-glutamate ADP-deribosylation; purine nucleoside metabolic process; DNA damage response
Cellular component (GO): nucleoplasm
Molecular function (GO): ADP-ribosylglutamate-[protein] hydrolase activity
Source: RefSeq, a predicted model, not a curated record
UCAAGGUAGGUUGAGGGCACUUAGGGUCCAUAGAAAUUUGACAGCUUCACAGGUGAGACACUCGUCAAGAGGCUGUUUCACUUUACGUUUCGGUUUUCUUUCUCCCUGGAACUCCACUCACUGUGAGCCUGGGGUUGUCACAUUCAAAAAACAACCUUUCGAAGUCUUAUCACGCCGGCAGCAUGAGCAAAAAGAAAAAGGACUGGAAGACUGAAAAAGAACGUCUCCUUCGACUAGAUCUGGAAGAGAGGCGCAAGGAGUAUCGUAAAGAUUUCACACAGCUGGAGAACAUUCCAACUUGGAGAGGGGAAAAUAGAUCCAAGAACAACGACGGAGAUGACGAGGAGCAGACAGGUGGAGGUGGCCUCGGUGAUAAAGUGUCUCUCUACAAGGGUGAUAUCACUGUCCUGGAAGUGGAUGCAAUAGUCAAUGCUGCAAACACAUCUCUGCUGGGAGGUGGAGGAGUUGACGGCUGCAUACACAAAGCGGCAGGGUCCUGUCUGUAUGAUGAGUGUCACUCACUAAACGGCUGUGACACCGGCAAAGCCAAGAUCACCUGUGGCUAUGAUCUCCCUGCAAAAUAUGUGAUCCACACUGUAGGCCCGGUGGCAAGAGGUCAUGUUAGCCAAAAGGAGAGAGACGAUCUUACCUCCUGCUAUAAAAACUCCCUGGAUUUGAUGAAGGAGCAUAACUUGAGUUCUGUGGCCUUCCCAUGUAUUUCCACAGGCAUUUACGGCUAUCCCAAUGAGCCUGCAGCAGACAUUGCUCUGAAUACAGUGAAGAAGUGGAUUGAAGAUAACCCUGAUAAGAUCAAACGGGUCAUUUUUUGUGUCUUCCUUGAUACUGAUUUUGCCAUUUACAAGAAGAAAAUGGCCAUCAUCUUUCCAGAUGAUGACAUUGAGGAUGAGAAGGAGCAGCUGAAGGAAGAAAGCAUACCUCCAUCAACACAGUCCACAACCAACGAAGAGACGGAGGAAAGCGAGAAGGGUAAGCUUGUUACUAAAGCUCUGUGUCUGCUUGUAUCAGUUUUUUUUUUACUCCAACUCUUUUAAUGUUGAGCA